ACUCACUUGAGAGAAUCAUUAAGAUGCCUUCUAUUACAGCAACUACCUCCCUCAGGAACUAUGAUGUCUUUCUGAGUUUCAGAGGACCCGACACUCGCCGCAACAUCGUCAGCUUUCUCUACAAAGAACUUGUUCGAAAGAACAUUCGUACCUUCAAAGACGACAAGGAGCUUGAGAGUGGUCGGAUAAUUUCGCUGGAGCUCGCACGCGCCAUCGAACAGUCGAAACUUGCCGUAGUUGUGAUCUCCAAGAACUACGCAGCGUCCACUUGGUGCCUCGACGAACUCGUCAAGAUCAUGGAUUUCGUCAACAAGGGCUCCCUCACCGUGAUUCCAGUCUUCUACAAAGUGGAUCCGUGUCAUGUGAGGAGACAGAUCGGAGAAGUCGCCGUACAGUUUAAGAAGCACGAGGAGAGAGAUCACGAGAAAGUCCUCCCCUGGAGGCAAGCAUUGACCAAUCUGGCGAAUAUCUCUGGCUAUUGUUCAUGUGAAAGGGAAGAUGAAUCGAAGAUGGUCGAGGACAUUGCUGAGAGGAUAUCAAUGUUGAUUCGUACAAUGAAAACAAGAAGCAAUGAGAGUAACCUAGCGUCCACUGAUGGGCACAUGGAAUCUCUUUUAUAUUCAUUACAUCUGAACUUGAAGAAGAGGGUGAGAGUGGUCGGGAUUAGGGAAAGAGGAGGCAAUGGCAGAGAGAGAGCCUUUUUCUGCAGCUUUCGAGUCGGUUUUAUGUAGGGGAACAAAUCUUGCAAUGAAAUGGUUAGGGGAAAGUGUAAAUCGUUUUUUCAUGUAUCACUAAGUUUAGU
Molecule: messenger RNA, 802 nt
Organism: Brassica oleracea var. oleracea
Lineage: Eukaryota; Viridiplantae; Streptophyta; Magnoliopsida; Brassicales; Brassicaceae
Product: toll/interleukin-1 receptor-like protein
Exons: 2
Coding region: 24-731 (235 amino acids)
Biological process (GO): signal transduction
Source: RefSeq, a predicted model, not a curated record